Molecule: messenger RNA, 3867 nt
Organism: Hypanus sabinus (Atlantic stingray)
Lineage: Eukaryota; Metazoa; Chordata; Chondrichthyes; Myliobatiformes; Dasyatidae
Gene: islr2
Product: immunoglobulin superfamily containing leucine-rich repeat 2
Exons: 2
Coding region: 1069-3039 (656 amino acids)
Molecular function (GO): protein binding
Source: RefSeq, a predicted model, not a curated record
UUGAGUGGAUCGCCCACGGGGAGUAGAUUAUGGAAGUCGGCGAUCAGAACCUGUUUCUGCAUAAAGGUAUUACAUCGGGUUUUCUGUUCAUCCGCGACAUGAUGCUUAUCCUUCUCUCACAGUUACUGCUUCUCACAAGCUUUUACACUCUGUCUUCCCUCACACUCUCCUCUCACACAUUCACAGUUUCUACAUCUCUCGCCAUUCACACUCUCUUCCUUUCACACACUCACCCUGUCACGCCCAUUUACACUCCCUCCCUCUCACUUUCACGCUCCCUCCCUCUCACUCUCUCUCCCUCUCACACCCUUUCACACUCUUCCUCUCACUCUCUCUCUCGCUGUCACACCCUUCCACGCUCUCUCCCUUUCACAUACUCUCUCCAUUCUCUCCUCUUACUUUCACACGCUCUCCCUCUUACAUCCUAGCACACUCUCCCCUCACACGUUUCACACUCCCCCUUUCACACCGUCACCCUUUCAACCUCUCUCUCUCACGUUCUCGCCAUCCCACACCUUUGACACUCUCUCCUUUUCAAACUCUCUCUCACACUUUCUCCCUAUCACCGUUUUAUUCUCUCCGAUUCUCCUACACGCAGCCCCGCUAUCUCACUUCCCUUCCCUUUACUCUCGCUCACCUCUCCCCACACACCCUUUCACCCUCGCUCACUCCUUCUGUCUGUCUCCAUCACUCCCGAAGGCUUUUGCUCUAACGAGGAGGCGCGGUACCUGGGAGAAGCGGCGCGUCCCCGUGGUUGUCGGGAGCGCGCUCGGAGAUCCCUGGCAAAAUCUGUCAGCUCAAGCACGGGCGUGCGUCCAUCUGCAAACCUUCCCCCCCCCCCCACCCAAAAAAAAAGCGGCGAAAAUGCUUGUUGGACCCGACACGACCCCUGCAAGACGCGAACUCACACUCUCCGGUCUACAGCAGCUGGAACCUUCCGCCAACGUCUUGUCACUUUUACCCAGAAACGUGUAAAUUACGGGGCCAAAGUCCGACGGCGUUCGGGUGUGUUCGGACUUCUAAAGCAACUACAGAUUAUCAAUCUCAUCAUAUAAAAGGGAGGAGACGAUGGCAGACAGAUUGGUGCUGCUGGGAGCCUGGUGUCUGGCUGGCUUCUGGACCACUGUCCACGCCUGUCCCGAGCUGUGCAUUUGCCAGGACAAAUACUCCCACCAGUUCGCCGACUGCGCCUACAAGAACUUCGCUUCCGUUCCCGACGGCCUGCCCCACAACGUGACCACCCUCAGCCUCUCGGCAAACAAGAUCAGGUCGCUGCUCCGGAAUUCCUUCGUCCGGGUGCCUCAGGUCACGUCCCUCUGGCUGGCUCAUAAUGAAAUCUCCACUAUCGAAGCGGGAACGCUGGCGCCACUGUCGCAGCUCAGAAACCUGGACAUCAGCCACAACCAGAUCGCGCGGUUCCCCUGGCAGGACCUGUACAACCUCACCGAUCUGCAGCUGCUGAAGAUGAACAAUAACCUCCUGUUCGGGCUGCCCAGGGACGCUUUCUCCACGCUGAGGGACCUGCGCUCCCUCCGCAUCAACAGUAACCGUUUCCGCACUUUCGAGGAGGGCACCUUCGAUUCGCUCACCUCACUGUCCCACCUACAGAUCUACAGCAACCCCUUCUCCUGUAACUGCCGACUGGAAUGGCUUAAGGACUGGAUCCACCAGGCGCUUAUCUCCAUCCCGGAGAAGCAGGACAUCAAGUGCUCGGAGCCGCCCGAGCUGAACGGGACGGCCGUGGUCGACCUACCCCCACUGCAAUGCUCGGCGCCCUCUGUCUACCUGACCUACCAGGGCAACAAGGACAAGGCAGGCUUCUUCGAGGGCCAGACGCUCACCGUGCAUUGCAACUCCACGGGCAACCCAAUUCCCCAGAUCAGGUGGAAGGUGCAGACGGCCAGCCGAGAGGUCGAGCUGAACGAGGCGAAGGUGAGAGAGGAGGGGAGGGAGUUGGCGACUGGGAAGGAAGACCAGGGGCGGCUGGUGGUCCUUAAGAAUGGUACCCUCGUUAUCCCCCGCCUGACCAAGUAUGAAGAAGGACUCUACACCUGUCUGGCCACAAACCUCAUGGGGAGCAACGAGUCCUCCCUGGAAGUGGUCCUCAGUCCCGCAUCGAAGCGUGGCCCCGUUUACACCAAGGAACCCGCUCUGAGCCCCAGCACGACCCAAAGGCCGUCUGUUAAGGUCAACGCCGCCGGUUUGCCCAGCCUGCACGGGAUGGUCGGGAGUCCGGACCCGACCCUGGGCGGCCUCCCGACCUGGGCGCCCCUGCCAAGCGCUCCGGACGCCCAGAGUUGCGUGAGGAGAGAGGGAAGCCGUUACAUCUCCAACCACGCCUUCAACCAGAGCUCCCAAAUGAAGCAGCACACUUUCGACUUCGGAGUGAUCGCCCUGGAGGUGAGUGAGAACGACGCCAGGGUACAACUCACCCCCUUUCAGAGCUCGCCGAGAGUCAGGAGCCCGCAGAUGCUGUACCUGUGCAGGGGCCAAGGAGCGGACGGCGCCUCGGUGGUCGAGUGGUCCAUGAUCGAGGAUGGGGUCAACUCCUACCGCUUCCAGAACCUGAGGCCGGGUUCCAACUACACCCUCUGCUUUACCUACACGGGCCUGGAAUGCCAGGUUCAGGUUAUCUUCACUACCAGGAGGAAGAUCCCGUCGCUACUGAUUAUGAUCGUGGUCAGUUGUUUCCUCCUGGGCUUGGCCACCGUCCCCUUGCUGGGAGCGACCUGUUGUCACCUCAUGUACAAGUACCAGGGCAAGACCUACAAGUUGAUCAUGAAGGCGCAGGCGCCGGGGAAAGUGGGGAAGGAUGCGACCAGUCCGUUCGAAGCCGCCGCCUCCUCUCUGCACGGUUCGGCCCGGGUCUACGAGCCCAGCGAGGCCGGCGGGGCGAGCCUGGAGGCCGAGUCUCACGCCAAAGACAACCAGGACGAAUUUGAGAUCUGCUCCGAGUACAGCGACCGUCUGCCGCUCGGCGCAGAGGCCGUGGACAUUAGUCAGGAGAUCAACGGGAAUUAUAGGCGACCCAUGCGCUGACUCUCGAGGCAGGGUAGCAGACCACCCGAGUCCAAACAAUUCCACCCGAAAUAAUAUUUUAAAAGCCCCCGUUUCCUCUACAAAACUCUGGACCUCCGCACGGUCGAAAAGCCGUGGAUUUUGUUACGAUAUCAGUAUCCUACUGAAAACACACACACACACACACACACACACACACACACACACACACACACACACACACACACACACACACACACACACACACACACACACACACAACAUGGUUCGGGAAUUAGAAGCAGUUAUGACCAAUUCCCGGUUCAAGGAUGCGGGGGUAAUGGAGAAUACGUGCGAUCAGCUGUCGUGAACUAGUCUUUGUCAGAGAAAAACAUAAGGUGCUUGGUCUAUACUCGAUUGUCAACCCUUGUACAGUUCCGUGAGAAGUACUGUAUGUCCUCACUGCCACCCUCCCUCCUCCUGCAUUGAUGUAGUGACGCUAAUGUGUGUAUCUCUCGGUGUUUACCAGUGCAAUGUCCGCCCACUACACCGUCCACUGCAGAUAGCACACUCCAUGCCAACAGCUCCCGGCCCCCGUGUUAUGUUCGGAAAUUAGUCUGUGUAAAUGGAAGUAGUGUUUGGUGUGUAUACGGAGUGCAUAAAUGGGACCGGCCACUCCCUGAGGUGUACGAGGGUGUCCUCUUCGGUGUAACUGUCGAGCUGUGGGGCCAUUGGGUGUGUGUGUGUGUGAGAGAGAGAGAGGGGGAGAGAGGAAGUGUGUGCGUGAGAAAGAGAGAGAUGGAGGGGAUAGGGAAAGUGUGUAUGUGAGUGAGUGAGUGAGUGUGUGUGUGUGUCUGUGUGUGAGUGAGA